AAAACUCUUAAGUUUCUACAAACAGAAUGAAUCAGUUCCUGAAUCUAUGCUAUGCAAGAUUUGUUACAUAAAUAAAGUGGCAAUAGCUUUUUUACCUUGUAAACACACAAUUGCUUGCUUUGAAUGCGCUCUAAAGUUGGAUACUUGUGGUAUAUGCAGGACACCUUUUUAUGCUAUGAAAGCAGACAUAUAUGAGGAUCCAGAAGAAAAAAAAAAUUAUCAGUUACUAAGCAGUCCAUCACAGAGUUCUAAUGAUGAUUCAUCGCAAAAAUUAUUAUGUAAACUUUGUGGCAAAAAAGAAAGGAAUAUUUCAUUUCUUCCUUGUUUUCAUAUAUAUGGAUGUUCAAAUUGUGCAAAUUUUUUUUCUAAUUGCCCAGUUUGCAGAGUACAUAUUGAAUUUGCCAUGCAAGUGUACCUAUAA
This is a messenger RNA of Cinara cedri, 421 nucleotides long. The record is from the annotation of a GenBank genome assembly. NCBI's taxonomy places the organism in Eukaryota, Metazoa, Arthropoda, Insecta, Hemiptera, Aphididae.